Molecule: messenger RNA, 7215 nt
Organism: Neohortaea acidophila
Lineage: Eukaryota; Fungi; Ascomycota; Dothideomycetes; Mycosphaerellales; Teratosphaeriaceae
Exons: 2
Coding region: 1-7215 (2404 amino acids)
Biological process (GO): phosphorelay signal transduction system; protein autophosphorylation
Molecular function (GO): histidine phosphotransfer kinase activity; protein binding; phosphorelay sensor kinase activity
Source: RefSeq, a predicted model, not a curated record
AUGCAGUCCCCCCCGGAACCCGAGCGGCGGUUCUCCUACACCUCCUCCACCGAGGCCGAGCUGCAGUAUCUGUUCAAGCGCUUCCGAACCCGCUUGCGAGAAGAGCUGCCGGAGUACGAGUUCGCCGAUCACUUCUCCCCCUUACAUUCCAGCUACGAUGCAUGGCACUUCCUCGGCAAGCGCCGCCCCAAGAGCUCGUCCGCGUACUCCCGCAAAACCAGCACUUCCUCCGAUUCACGCCCCUCGAGCACUCGCAGCAAGUCCGACUUCGACGCCGGCUCCGAUGAGACCGAGAAGGAAAAGGAGCAGUUAGUCGUCGCCAGAGUCUCGUUCCACGCGCUGCAAAACGAGCAGGGAUACAAGCUGCUGCAGAGAGUCGGCGAGGAAGCAGACCCCGAUUACAAACACUUCGUCAAGCCGCUGGUGUACACCCGUCUUCCCGCUCGAUUGCCCGGGGAGAGCGCGGUGGGGGUGACGAUAGUUGAGGCGCCUGGGAAGAACUACCUGCGCGAACUCACGAAUUUCGACCCCAACUUCUACACCGGGUCUCCCGACCACCCAGUCACGACGUCAUUUCCUCAGGUGCCGCUGCUACUCUUCCUAGACUUCGCCAUCGGUGCAAGUGAGUGCUGCGAAAUUCUCCACCACGGUCUCGAGAUGGUGCACGGGGAGAUCCGGGGCGAUGCUUUCCACUACAAUCAUGACACAAAUGUCGUGCGCAUGAUCAGCUUUGGAUCUGGUGCGAGAAGUUUCGAGAGCGGCCUGACCUCGGCCGGCUGGUCGAGCCUCGUUGCGCAGCGGGGUGUCCAGCACAAACUGCAAUUCAUCGCGCCCGAGCAGACCGGACGACUGCCUGCCGAGCCAGACUCGCGCACCGACAUCUAUUCCCUCGGCAUCCUGUUUUGGACCAUGCUGACCGGACAGCCUGCGUACGAAGGGAAGUCGCCGUUGGACAUUAUGCAGAAUGUCCUGUCCCGAAGAGUUCCCCUCGUAAGCACGAUCCGUGACGAUGUGCCCGAAGCUCUCACCGCCGUCCUGGCCAAAAUGACAAACAAGAACAUGGACGACCGCUACAACUCCGUGUCGGGCGUGAAGCAUGAUUUGCAAGAACUGAAGAAGAUCCUCAUUAACGCCGACAAGGUUGCUCUCGAUGAAUUCAAGAUAGGCACGACCGACGUCUCCUGCUUCUUCAACCUCCCCACCACGCUUAUCGGGAGGCAGCAACAGCAACAAACCGUGCUCACGGUGAUUGAAAAGGCCGCACACCGCUCCGCGCGAGCCGCCCCAAUCACCCGCAAGGGCCUCUAUAGCCUCGGAGCGGCAUCUACAGACAUUACUGGCCAGAGACCGGAUCUCUCGUUAUUGGAGGACAUCAUCAGCGACUCGACGUCUUCCAACAACGAUAAAUACAGUGAGCGAGACCGAGAGAGCACGCGACUGAAUUCCAUCUCAGAGGUCGCUGCCUUUGAUUUACCCAAGUUUAGGCAGGGCAUCCCACCCCAGGAGAGUAUUCAGGAAAGCACAAGCUCCGCCACAAACUCGGUCAUUGACGAGCAGGAGUUCAGACCGCUGGCCGAGUCGAGGUCCUUGGUGGAAAGUCACAGUCGAGGGUCCACGAACGAGACAGGUCCGAUCCGCUCAUCACCUAGCCUCCAACUGAGUACCACCGAGACCAACUCUUUGCUUCGCACAGCGCAACGACUCAAGAAAAAGGGCCGCACGGAGGUGAUUGGGGUUUGCGGAGCUGCAGGGUACGGCAAAUCAUCUUUACUCCAGACCAUUGCGCCUGCGGCGAGACGACAUGGCUACUACACCUCGUCGAAGUUCGAUCAGGUGCGGAACACACCCUUUGAGCCCGUCAUCAAGUUGAUGUCGUCGCUCUUUCGACAAAUUUUCUCGGAACAAGACGUCAACACACCCUUCCACGAAAACAUCCGUACCUUUGUCAAACCAUUCUGGAGCGUACUGUACACGUAUCUCGAUCUGCCCCAAUGGCUUUUGGCGUCCUCGGCAAACGGAGCCGGCCAGACAAAGACCAGCUCAGCCACGUCACUCCUCACGGUCAAUCCCCCACUGGCAACCUCACCGGUUGCUCCGGGGCCAGACAGGAAGAUGUGCAGUCAGCAAUCCUCCACUGAUUGGGUGCGGGCCGGUGGGUCCAGCAAGACCUCGCGCUUCAUGCACAUAUUCCUGGACGUUCUGCGAUUACUAGCUGUGCAAAAGUUCAUCUGCUUUGCACUCGACGAUCUUCAAUUUGCAGAUCAGGAGAGUCUGGAUCUGAUUCAGAUGAUCGUCAAGGCACACAUCCCUGUGGUGCUGGUGCUUACGUACCGCUCGGAGGAAAUGCUGACGCCAAGCUUCAAGCAUAUUCUCGGAAGGGGCACAAAGGUGACUUUGAAGGCGUUUACGGAGGAGGAGAUUGCAGAAUAUGCUGCCGCCACACUUCACCGGGACCAGAAGUAUUGCACGCCCCUUGUGGCGAUUGUGCAGGAGAAGACCGGCGGAAAUCCGUUUUUCGUUCGGGAAAUGAUGGACACGGCGUACCGCAAAAAGUGCAUCUACUACUGCUGGAAGUGUUCCCACUGGGAAUUCGAUCUGGACCGCCUCUUCACACAAUUCUCGAGCCCAGAUUCCAAGGGAUUCUCGACCAACGAGUACAUCACUCGACGUCUGCAAGAGCUGCCUGUGGAUGCACAAACUCUGCUUGCAUGGGCAGCAAUUGUCGGCAACAGCUUCUCCUUCUCCCUGAUGAAGCGAGUCAUGAGCUGCGAGUGCUCAAGAAUGUCGCCUCCGGAGUUUCUACCAACCCGGGCGAACGACCCGGUCGCCGGUCUUGCAGCUCUACUACAAGCAUUCAUCGUCAUGCCGACUGAUGAUGAAGACCGGUUCAGGUUCGCACACGACAGAUACGUCGCCGCAUCCAGCGCAUUGCUCCAUGCGUGUAAUCAAGAAGAGAUGCAUUUCAUUGUGGCCACCGCCAUGCUCAAGCAUGAGCCAUACGAUCCGGUGAACAACGCCAGUGCCGUCCUUUUCGACCAGGCGCGACAUGCCUGCGCAGCCCUCGAUGUCAUCAAGAAUCGUGUCUCGGUUAGGCUGCCGUACAGGACUAUGCUGUAUCAAGCAGCCGAGGCGGCAAGUGACAGUGGCGCAAGGCAGUCGGCGAUUCACUAUUACAAAUGCUGUAUUGAUCUGCUUCAAGAGGAUGCGUGGACCUCCAACGAAGGCGACGCGAGCUACGCCGAGACACUGGCCUUGUAUACCCGAGCUGCGGGCGCCUACUUGUAUCUCGGGGACCAUGUCGGAUGCACAAACUGCAUCAAGCCCAUCUUCAUCCAUGCUCGCGACGCCGUGGACAAGACGCCUGCAGCGAUGCUCUGCAGUCGUAUGUCGUCCGCUGAAGGGCGGUCUGCCGAUUCGUUUCGCCGGUUGAAGAAUCUCCUGGCCGAACUGGGGAGACCGGUUGCAGACUCGACAUGGGAACAAUGUGACACUGAGUAUCACAAGAUAGUCGAGCAGCUGGACAAUUUCGAUGCGAACAUGGAUGACGUGGGCGAAGGCGACCGUCUGCUAAACGUGCUCGGCGCCGUCUUCACCGAGCUGGUGAGCUCGAGCUUCUACAUGGACACGCUGCAGUUCUAUCAAGCUGUCUUGGGUAGUGUGCAGCUCUAUCUCGAUCGCGGCGCAUUCGCCCAUGCAGGUAUGGCCUUAGUCCAUCUCGGCAACAUCGCAGUGUGUCGGUUCAAUUCCGUCGAGCGCGGGAUUGAGCUUGGGGAGAUGGCGCUCAAGCUACUAGAGGCGUUUCCCAACCAGACCUUUGCCGUCGGACGAGGCUGGUCAAUGCAUGCCCUCUUCCUCGGACACCUGCAUCUUCCGAUGCAAGCCAAUUUCUACAGCCUGAACCGAGGCGCGGAGGCGGCGACUGCGGCUGGCGACAAACACGUGCACCUCAUUAACGUGGGCAUCUCUGCCAUGUAUCGUCUGUGGGCCUCUGAGCCUUUGCCAGAGGUCGAGGCUUUCAUCUCGUCCGUGGCCGAGGAAAUUCCGGACUGGCACAGCAAUGUCAGGGGCGGGACGAUGCUGGUCGGGAUCAGGGCGCUGACGAGAGCGUUGCAAGGCAAGACUCGGUAUCGAUCGGCUGAAGGGGUGCUGAAUGAUGAGUACCAUUCGACAGACGCGUACAUCGCAUAUGUGAACAAGGAGACGCCGCACGGCCUGAUACCGCUGACUACGUAUCGUGCGUGCAGAUGCAUAGCGCUUUAUCGCUUUGGCCAUUACAAGGAAGCCAUGGAAGCCGGCGAAGAGCUGAUGAAGGAUCUCGACACCAUGUGGAGCAUGUGCUUUACCUACGCCACUCUCUUCUUCUUCGGUCUGAGUCUUUUGGCAGUCCUCCGAGAACAGCCUGACCUGAUGGACCGCGAGACGACUAUUCAAAGGGUGAUCGAGCUCAAGCAACGAAUCCAAGAUGCUUCACGCGUCAACCCCGUGAAUUACGUGGUACAAAUCGAGCUCCUUGAAGCCGAGAUCGCCGAUGCGCAACUUCGGUAUGGGGAGGUCCUGCAACACUAUGAAGCUGCCGUCAAUCAUGCUGUGGUCCACGCUGCGACCAUGGACGAAGGCCUCGCCACGGAGCUGUAUGGAGACUGGAUGGCGCGGAGAGGAGCGUCGCGUCCGGCACGGAGCCAAAUCAUGGACUGUCUCUCGGCCUACCGACGUCUUGGGGCCAUUGGCAAAGCGGACCAUGUCGCCGAACGACACGCCUAUCUCCUUUACGGUACCCGAUCGCUUUCGAUGAUGGAUGCGGGCACCCAGACCACUGCAGAUGAUUAUGCGUAUCCCUUGGAGAAGCUGGGGGAUGAGCAUACGGACGGGUCAACCGCCAGAACACAAGCUUGGUUGCAUCCCAACGUUUCAAAUGGCGCGAUUGAGGGAAAAGACGGCGCGACAGAGGCAAGCGGCGGUCUCGCGGGCCUCGCCGCUGCUGGCUUGGAUAUGAUCGAUCUCGCGGGCAUUCUGGAGUCUUCCCAAGUCCUGUCGUCGGAGUUGAACGUUGACAAGCUCCUGAGCAAACUCACCGAUAUCAUCAUCCAUUCAACAGGAGCCACCCUAGCUGGUAUUUGCGUCGAAGAUGACAACGGAGGCUGGGUUGUGGCGGCUGCUGCAUCUACCGAUGGAACGAUAGUGGCGAUGUCUGGGACUCCGGUCGACGAAAUUGACGACCCGGUCGGUCGGCAGGUGACGUCGUACGCGCUUCGUUCUCGCGAGGCCCUCUUUCUCCGCAACGUUCUGGAUGACGAGCGCUUUGCGAACGUGUCUCAAUCGUGGUUGGACAAGAACCCUGACGGCAGAUCCGCCGUUGCGCUCCCAAUCCUGCACGGCGACAACGUAUUGAUGGGGUGCUUGUAUUGCCACGCUCCGCCCAAUAUCUUCACCGAGCGCACGACCACCUUGCUGAAAUUGUUGGUCAAUCAAAUCUCCAUCUCCAUCGCCAACGCGUUGCUGUUCAAGCGUGUGGAGAAGGUCUCUGCCAGCAAUGCCUCCAUGCUCGAGGUGCAAAAGCAGGCUCUGGCGCAGGCACGGGAAUCCGAGAAGAAGGCCAAAGCUGCGGAGGCGAAAGCUAUUGAGAUGGUGCGCCUGAAGGACGAAGCAGCAAAGGCGAAAUCGAUGUUCCUGGCCAAUGUAUCACAUGAGCUGCGAACCCCACUGAACGGCGUCAUCGGCAUGUCAGAGAUGCUAAAGUCCACCCCGCUCAACAAGGAGCAAGAGGAGCACGCGGAUUCCAUCCGCAUGUGCGCGGACACCUUGCUGAGUGUCAUCAAUGACAUUUUGGACUUUAGUAAGCUCGAGGCGGGCAAGAUGCAAGUCUUUUCGGUGCCAUUGUCCCUCGCCGAAACGAUCAAUGAGGUGGUGAGAGCCUUAUCUUACACGAAUCUCGAAAAGCAUCUCAAGACGAUUCAGCAGGUGGAGCUGGACCCCAAACUGAUCGUCAUGGGCGACCCCGUCCGCUUACACCAGAUUCUGAUGAACCUCAUGUCGAACGCGUACAAAUUCACGUCGCAAGGUAGCGUCACGGUACGGGCCAGAGUGGACCACGAAGAUGCGGACUCGAUCUCGGUGACGGUGUCGGUGGAGGACACUGGAAUCGGCAUUACGGAAGAGCAGCAGAAGAAGCUCUUCCUCCCCUUUUCUCAAGCCGACUCGAGCACAGCUCGCAGCUACGGCGGCACCGGCCUCGGGCUGUCUAUCUGCAAAGCCAUCAUCGAAAACGUCAUGCGAGGCAAGAUCUGGCUGGAGAGCGAGCCGGGCGUGGGAACGACGGUUUUUUUCAGCAUGCCCUUCAAAAAGGCCAACCAGUCUCUCAACGGCGACACGAACGGCACCACCUCACCGAACGGUCGAAAGGCAGACCCAAUGGCCAUAUUCACUCCGCCGGCCACCGAAGCCGCGGGCAGUUCUCGCCAAUACACAAGCCUCGCCGGCAUUCCGCGGGAUCAACUCAAAGUCUGCAUCGCUGAAGACAACCCAAUCAACCAGAAGAUCGCCAUCAAUUUCGUGAAGAAGCUUGGCUUCAACUGCGAGGCUUUCGCCGAUGGCAAACAAGCCGUCGACGCUCUAGAACGCGCGAGCAAAGACGGCAAACCAUUCCAUCUCGUCCUUAUGGACGUGCAGAUGCCCGUGCUAGACGGUUACAACGCCACGCGCGCGAUCCGCAAACACACCGACCCGGACAUCAAAGACAUCCUCGUCAUCGCCAUGACGGCCAGCGCGAUCCGCGGCGACCGCGAAAAGUGCCUGGAAGCCGGGAUGAACAACUAUCUCGCCAAGCCCGUGCGCGCCGACACGCUGGAGCAAAUGCUCGAAUCGUACCUCAACCAGCCGGAGCGCGCGAUCCCCAACUUACAAGAGGAGACCAACUCGCUCGUCAGUCGCACGCUGUCGCACGAACGUAGUGCAGCUGGCGAGAGCAGGGUGGACGGAGACACCGACGCUGCCGAAGCCAAGCGCAACCGACUCGUUGUCACGAGAAGCGAAGAUCUGCGCCCCAAGUCGCCGGCCAAGGCCGAGACGACGAUCCGCCUUGCGCCGGCGGAGAUGGUGCAGAAGGCGGCGCAGGAGGAGUUGCCGACGGCGAAUCGGCUGAAGGAGAGUGCGCGGCCGCCGCAGAUUAAGCGCAUCAGCAGUAUGGGAAAGGGUGGGCAGAGUAAUGGGGCGAGUUGA